Messenger RNA from Lagopus muta (rock ptarmigan), 1904 nucleotides. RefSeq names its product neuronal differentiation 6 (gene NEUROD6). The coding region runs from base 286 to 1299 and encodes 337 amino acids. Gene Ontology annotation, biological process: nervous system development; regulation of DNA-templated transcription. The transcript is spliced from 2 exons. NCBI's taxonomy places the organism in Eukaryota, Metazoa, Chordata, Aves, Galliformes, Phasianidae. Gene Ontology annotation, molecular function: protein dimerization activity. The record is from RefSeq and is a predicted model, not a curated record.
CCCACUUAGAGGGAUGCCAGAUGAUCAGUGCAGAAUGAAGGUCCCAGGAGAAAGGCUCACGUGGUUUUCUCUGCCCCGUGACGUCACUAGCAGAUGGCAUGGGUACCAGCUCUGGCAGUUGGCAUCAAUGUCACUUUUUAGAGAUCAAUGAGAUAGUGCAGAUAUACACAGAUCUAGGCUCCAGGAGACGAUGCGACACUCAGACUGAAAAGAUUUGGAAGGCAAAAAAUGAAAACUGAUUGUUGAAUGAAAUAAAAAGCUAAGGUAACUUAAGAUUAUAGAACCAUGCUAACACUACCGUUUGAUGAGUCUGUUGUAAUGCCAGAAUCCCAGAUGUGCAGAAAGUUUUCCAGAGAAAGCGAUGACCAAAAGCAAAUAAAGAACCCGGAAAGCUUUUCAAAGCAGAUCAUACUCCGAGGGAAGAAUAUUAAAAGGUCUCCUGGAGAAGACACAGAGAAAGAGGAGGAAGAGGAAGAGAGGGAGGAGGAGGAUGAGAACGGCUUGCCCAGGAGAAGAGGCCUUCGGAAAAAAAAGACGAGCAAGAUCAGGAUGGAAAGGAUCAAAUUCAGGCGACAAGAAGCCAACGCGCGUGAGAGGAACCGGAUGCACGGCCUUAACGACGCUCUGGACAAUUUAAGGAAAGUGGUCCCUUGCUAUUCUAAAACACAAAAACUGUCAAAAAUCGAAACGUUGAGACUAGCCAAGAACUACAUUUGGGCUCUUUCCGAAAUUCUGCGAAUUGGCAAGAGACCUGACCUGCUCACCUUUGUCCAGAACUUGUGCAAGGGUCUGUCCCAGCCAACGACAAACUUGGUGGCGGGAUGCCUGCAGCUGAAUGCCCGAAGCUUCCUGAUGGGCCAGGCAGGUGAAGGUGCCCACCAUGCCCGCUCGCCUUACUCUACUUUCUACCCCCCCUACCACAGCCCUGAGCUUGGCACCCCCCCAGGGCACGGGACUCUCGACAACUCCAAGUCCAUGAAACCCUACAACUACUGCAGUGCGUAUGAGUCCUUCUACGAGAGUACUUCCCCCGAGUGUGCCAGCCCACAGUUUGAAGGUCCCUUAAGUCCUCCCCCAAUUAACUAUAAUGGGAUAUUUUCCCUGAAGCAAGAAGAAAGCUUGGACUAUGGCAAAAAUUACAAUUACGGCAUGCAUUACUGUGCAGUGCCACCCAGGGGUCCCCUUGGGCAGAGCUCGAUGUUCAGGUUGCCUACAGAGAGCCACUUCCCUUACGACUUACAUCUGCGCAGCCAGUCUCUCACCAUGCAAGAUGAAUUAAAUGCAGUUUUUCAUAAUUAAUGAGGAAAAUGAAAAUAAACAGUGGUCAUUCACCUCCCCAUCUAAUUAAGAGCGAGCAGAUGCUUGGGCACUGCGUAAUUGGCACAACUCUAUUUAACGUGUUUACUAGUUUCUAAAGUGUGUUUCAACUAUUGUGGGGAUUUUCUAUGUAUUAAUAAAUCCCUUUUCCAAUAUGCAUUUUUCCUUUUUUUGUUGGUUUUUUUUUGUUUGUUUGGUUGGUUUUUUUUGGUCUGUAAACACUGUGAAAUUAUGUUUCUUCCCAGAGCUUAUUUCCUCCUUCCUUUUUUUCUUACCCCCCUACUUGCUUGAUUUGUUGAGCAGUGUGUCUGAACAGCACCGCCGAAAUAAAAGCAUACACACUGUGUAAAGUCAGUGUCUAUUUUGAUUGUACAGUAAUUAUACAAAUGCAUGUUAUUGAAAUCAGAUGAAUAAAAAUGAUGUAUUUAUAAUUGGUAGAAAUUAUAUAUUAUGUAUUUGAAGGGUUUAAAAAUAUUCAGAACUUUAAAGAAAUUCUCAGAACUGAGAUGGGCUUGCAAUAUGCAGAGGUGAGAGAGCAGCAAUAUUGAAAGCUAUGCAAAAAACACAUACAAAAAAAAAAAACAAAA